Lecanosticta acicola is the source of this 381-nucleotide messenger RNA. Lineage: Eukaryota; Fungi; Ascomycota; Dothideomycetes; Mycosphaerellales; Mycosphaerellaceae. The record is from the annotation of a GenBank genome assembly.
AUGUCUACCACCCUCGCCGACUUUGAACUCGAUUUGCGGCGGAACGGCAAAGAUGGAGCAACGACUUGGGACGCGGCAGAAGAAGAUGAUGACACUGUGAAGUGCACAAGUACCGCACCAGGUCUGCGCGUGUCCCCGGCGCCUCCAUCGAAACCACCAUUGCCUCCUAUUCAGAAAGACUACAAGCGAGACCUCAAAGUGGGCACCCGUGAUUGUUCCGUCUGUCCCGCCCAAGCCAACGUCAAGACGGACGACGGUGAAGAGAUUCAAGAGACGAACACGGGGGAUCCGCAAGACGUAUCGAAGCAUGCGAGGUUGGCGACACUUGGGCAUUGCUCUCCUGUUGAACAACGAAGAAAACGGAAAUUUUGCGAUUGUUGA